This is a messenger RNA of Cladophialophora immunda, 744 nucleotides long. RefSeq lists its product as uncharacterized. Lineage: Eukaryota; Fungi; Ascomycota; Eurotiomycetes; Chaetothyriales; Herpotrichiellaceae. The transcript has a single exon. The coding region runs from base 1 to 744 and encodes 247 amino acids. The record is from RefSeq and is a predicted model, not a curated record. Gene Ontology annotation, molecular function: acyltransferase activity, transferring groups other than amino-acyl groups.
AUGGACUCGACAAGUGAGAAGAUGGAGGCAUCCGCUACCACGGUCAACAACAUGUCAGUCACGUCUCUCGUGGACCUCAAAGGCAGGUCUUUGGUGUCAACGCAGUCGCUCCCUCGAACCACGGCGUCGCAAUCCCCCGAGUACCGCCACCAGCUUGCUGAGAUCACAUCACGGGCCACGCUCAGUGACCCGCUGAACAUUGUCUUCCAACAAGAAAAGACAGGCAGGGCCACGGCCGUGACGCCAGGCCUCCUCUACAUGGCCGCCAAAAGGCGGAUCGAAACCAAGGUCGCCGCCGGCGCGUCGGUUGUCGAGGCCGCCAACUUCGCGGCAGUGGCAUGCUGGGAGCCGCCCUCGUCCAACCUGCCGCCCUUUACGGAGGCCCAGUUUGCGGAAAUGGCCCGGGAGAGGCCCGUCUUUGCUCAGUUUGCCCGCGACAUCCAAGGCGCGAAGCUGGCUUGUCUGGGGCCCGAUCAGCCAUAUUGGACGCUCUCGCUGAUGGCGCGGGAUCCCGAGCGCAAGGACAAGGGCGCCGUCCGAGCUGUCAUUGAGCCGUACGUCAAUCGAGCCAAGGAGGAGAGGGUGCCGCUGUGGCUGGUGGCGGGCAAUCCGAGGGCGAGGGAUGUCUAUGCAUAUUUCGGCUUCCGGGUCGUCAAGGUCAUCUGGUCGUAUCCCAGGGACAGGCACGAGGGCGACGAAGGGGUGUCGACGUGGUGCAUGGUCUGCAACUGGCCGGUAGAAUAG